ACAGUUAUUUGGGUCAUGGUUUCGUUGUUUUGUGGCGAAGUGAAGCGAGGCGGUGGUUUAUCUUGUCGUUCAUACGUCAUCUUUGUGAGGCAGUGUCGCGCUUACCUCUGCUGAAGUGGAAUGAGCAGCGUAGAUGCGAAGAGUUGGUGUUAAAUAGCGUCUCAGGUGUAACUUCCAUGCUACCAUUUAUGAUGGAAAACUCCUCCGAUGACUACAGGAUUCAGUCAUUCGACCAGGACACACAGAUGUUACUGAAAACAGCUCUGAAAGAUCCCAGUUCAGUGAACCUGGAGAAGGUGUCCGAUAUCAUCGUGGAUCAGUCUUUGAAGGACCAGGUGUUCAGCAAAGAAGCUGGACGUAUUUGCUACACAAUUGUCCAGGCCGAGGCCAAGCAGAGCAACGGAAACGUGUUCAGGAGGAAUCUGUUGAACCGACUCCAGCAGGAGUUUAAGGACCGUGAGGAGACGAGGGGACGCUCGCUGCAGGAGUGGGUGUGCUACGUCACGUUCAUCUGCAACAUCUUCGACUACCUCAAAGUGAACAACAUGCCGAUGGUGGCUCUGGUCCAUCCUGUGUACGACUGUCUGAUGAGGCUGGCCCAGCCAGACGCUCUAAUGAACGAGGAGGAGGUCGACUGCCUGGUGCUGCAGCUGCAUCGCAUCGGAGAGCAGCUGGAGAAGGUGAACAACCAGCGGAUGGAUGAACUGUUCUUCCUGCUGCGGGACGGCUUCUUGCUCCAGGAGGGCCUCUCCUCCAUGGCCCGUCUGCUGCUGCUGGAGAUCCUGGAGUUCAGGGCCGGAGGCUGGAUGCUCAGCAGCACCGCCCACAAGUACUACUACAGUGAAAUCAGCGACUAGGACGGUGGCCAGGAGCUGACCAUCAGAACCGUCAAGCACCUUGGACACAUCAUGAGUCACACCUGAUUAUAAAACCAGCAAAUAGGCAGCGUCAUCUUCCAGGUAAUCAGUGGAGAAGAUGACAGGUCAUCACGUGUAAAAAGAGUUUGAUUUUGCUGGGUUGUUGCUGCGUUUCAUAAUAUUACUGAGACACGGUGUCCUGGAUGUGGAAUGUGCAAUAGGUCAUGAGUUCACUCAGCGAGGUUUAGCCACAUUCAGGUACACUUUGUUUCAAGUUUGAAUCCAGCUGGAGGAGCUGAAGGUGUUUAUUAUGUUUCUAAUCUUUCUAGCAUUCCUGUUUUCAGAGAACAUUUCAACUUAAGUUUACCAAAUCCAAAGGCGUUGGAGGAGACAUUCCAGUCAGAUUUGGUCUUUGCUUUAGUUUUAUUAUUGUUACAUUUAAAUUAAUCAGAAAGUAUUUUAAUAAUUUAGAUAGUUUAGCGUAGAAUUCCAAUUUGACUGAAGGUUUGAAUUGCAGUUCUGCCGACUUUUUCCAGUUACUGUUUAUUCAUAUGAAGUACUGUCUUAAAUCAGGGAUUUUCCUUUUUAUUUUCUUUCUUAGAAAUUUUGUUACAACUUAGGAAUGAAAAACCAAAAGAUUGGUUAUACUUAACAUUUGAACCGUUUUUCUACAGAUACAUCAGUCAGAUCUUUCAUACAUUUCUGGAUUCACAAUUUAUGUUUUAAGAAGUUGUGCCAACAAAUCAUGAACAGCAUCGUCCGCUGCAGACGACUCAGAGUCUGAACUGUUCAUUUGUACUCGAGGUGCUAGAGGAGAACAUAUUUUCCCCCGUUUAUAUAUUUGCAGGUCAGUUCUGAGUAUGAAGCUGGUAGAAAAGUGUUUUUCACAUAAAUCCAUCAGCGCUAGCAACACGAUGUAGCUGAACUCACUCAGUGACGGCUUCAAGGUCUUCAACCAAAGCUGUGCCUUGGAGUCAAAAAUAUCCACUCAACGCCCCGCUGUUCAAACAUGAGCUCUUGUUCAUUUCGUAAUCUUGACAACUUUUACCUGCAGAAAGUAAACGAGUCAAGCUAAAUGCAUAAUUGGCUUAAAGGUAGUCCGACAAGUCAAGAUAUUCUUAAUGUUAAAUAUGCAGUUAAGUUGAAUUGAAAGUUCCCCAAAUCCCCUUUUUCUGCUUCAGUGCUGGAAGAUUUAAAGAUGCAGCUUCGGUGUUUGUCACCACUUUCAGGCCAAAUUAAACACGUUGAGGAAAAACAGGUUUGUGUAAUAAACUAAUUGUAAAAAGUUAAAUAAGGAUUUAGUGCAAUUAGGAAGAACUAGGUUUGAAUGUUGUAGAAUUUCCAGUCCCUUAAUGACAGCCGACAGACCUGACUGCAAUAUAACGGAUCUAUUUGCAACACUUUUACUUCACUCGGUUCCAUUUUUUUAUGGUUGGGUUGUAUAUUAAAUGCAAAGUUAUUUGUUCUAAUAAAUCUUUGGAGUUUUUUUCUUA
Molecule: messenger RNA, 2350 nt
Organism: Amphiprion ocellaris (clown anemonefish)
Lineage: Eukaryota; Metazoa; Chordata; Actinopteri; Pomacentridae
Product: MIF4G domain-containing protein B
Exons: 6
Coding region: 177-857 (226 amino acids)
Biological process (GO): regulation of translational initiation
Cellular component (GO): cytosol
Molecular function (GO): translation activator activity; protein binding; RNA binding
Source: RefSeq, a predicted model, not a curated record